AUGUCGCCUACGCAAGCUUCCGAGCAGGGCGAUGACGCUGUCGUCCAUGCCUCCCGCCCUCCUCCGCGACCCAAGCGGUCGAACUUUGAUCAGGAGCCCAAUCCGUUCGAGCAGUCCUUCGCUGGCCCUACGUCUAGCAUCCGCUCCUCUGCCCGCCAGAACUCGAACGAGUCCAAGGCUACCGACGAUGGCGCCGCCCGCUCGGAAACUUCCGAUCGGCGUUCGCCCGGCGACGACGAGAGCAAGCCGACGCUGCCCCCGCUCGCAUCCAUCUCCUCGCCCUCGGACCAGUACCCAUGGGGCUUCCCCAACACCGCCAACGCCGCCAACUCGCUCCGGGCCGGCCCGCUGUCCCCCGCCAUGCUCGCCGGCCCCGCCCAGGCCAACGGUCAGGAGGGCCAGAUGGCCUUCGACCCCUCCAACUUCCGCACCGGCCUCACCCCGCGCACCGGCCUCACGCCUGGCACCGGCCUGACCCCCCUCAUCGGCGGGCCUGUCGCUUUCCCACCGCCGUCACCCGGGACAGCUGCCUUCCUGAACAUGAUGAACAACGCCGCUGCCGGUCCCGGCGCGGCCACGAUCACGCCCAACACGCUCAACGCUAUCACCGGUGUCCUCUCCAACACCGCCAGCAAUGCCCAGCCCACACAGGGACCCCACCCUCUCUCUGUCUCACAUGUUCCUGACCGGUACGACCGCAACGGUCAGCCAAAUCACGCCCCAAGUCAAAGCCCGACGCAGGGUCACCCCAAUGGUCACUCAAACGGCCACCAUGGUCAGGAGAACUACGCCGUCAGUGCUCAGCAUGCUCAGAACAACGCCGCAAACGGACUCUUCCUCCUUUCUCAGGCCCACCAGGAGCUGACAAAGCGCGAGGAGGCUCAGCGUGCGGGUCAGUAUGCCCACCAAGUGCAACAACAGCCGCAACAGCAGCAGCCCGCACCGCCAGCCCCCACUCAGAAUGGCUCGCGUCGUGGUACAAAGCGCAAGAACACCGACGCCGAAGCCCCUGCUCCAGUCGCCAAGGCACCCGCCAAGCGCACCCGCCAGAGCGCACAGAACGUGCACGUCAAGGCGAGCCCGAGCAUCGACGAGGAGGAAGAGGACGACGACGACGAUAUGAUGAGUCAGGACAUGUCCCCGCCGGCCGCAAACGGCAAGAAGGGUAACAAGAAGCCUGAAACGGAGGAGGAGAAGCGGCGCAACUUCCUGGAACGCAACAGACAAGCUGCACUCAAAUGUCGCCAGCGCAAGAAGGCCUGGCUCGCACAACUCCAAGCCAAGGUCGAAUUCCUUACCCAGGAGAACGAGCGAUUGCAGUCGGCCCUGGUUAGCGCUCGGGAGGAGAUCGCGCGUUUGAGCGCCGCUGCCGUUAUCCCCGGUCAGGUAGUGCAGCACGGCGGCGCGCCCGUGGCCGUUAACGUGAGCCUUCCGCAGGGCGGGAAGCCCCAGAACGGCAGCGCACGCGGGUACGGAUACUGA
This is a messenger RNA of Peniophora sp. CBMAI 1063, 1482 nucleotides long. The record is from the annotation of a GenBank genome assembly. Lineage: Eukaryota; Fungi; Basidiomycota; Agaricomycetes; Russulales; Peniophoraceae.